Messenger RNA from Auanema sp. JU1783, 2445 nucleotides. The record is from the annotation of a GenBank genome assembly. NCBI's taxonomy places the organism in Eukaryota, Metazoa, Nematoda, Chromadorea, Rhabditida, Rhabditidae.
AUGACAGGUAGAGGUAAUGAUAUUCCUGAUCAGAGCCCCCGUUUCAUAUUACGUAAAAAUGACGGUCCUUUCCUAGUGCAAAGUUCGUCGUCUAUGAGCUUCGUUUUAAUUCAAGGCCAGCAGUAUGUUAUACCAGUAUCUAAUCAGUUAGUGGGUUCUUUUGGUCAAAACUCUCCAUCAGUAAGUCAAACGAACAUUCUUGUUAAUCAACAUCGGACUCCAUUGGAAAACGAAGAAAAAAAUGAUCCAAAUGAUGAUCUACAAGAGUUACCUCCAGCUCUAGAUAAAGUUGAUGAUGAAGAGGAGCUGGACGAAAAUAGAGAAACUCCGAUGGGAUUUACAUGUGAGAAAGCUUUCCUUAAGGAGGCGGAUGAGUUCAAAAAGUCAGUGAAUGAUAAAGGAGUUCUACUGCAUCAUAUACAUGGAUUCGCUAUUGAAGAAAGUGAAAGGCCUCUCUCUCCCAUGUCUGUUCAAAUUGGGAAGCGUAAGGACAAAGAAAAUAAGGAAUCUAGCUCACAGAGAUUGGAAGAAAGUUCAAAGAAAGAAAAAAGGAAAACUGAAUGUAGCGCUCUAUCUACAAGUGGCGCUUGUUCGGGAGCAAUGAAGUUGUGGUCAGAGCCAUCACAACAAUCUGAUUCAGCUUUGAGUGGUUUGGAUAAAAUAAAGGGUAAAUCUAAAAAGUGCCGUGGCAAUGAGUUGACACAGCUUCUAAGUAUGGAUUUUGGCCCUAAAGCUGGAGAAAGAAUUAUAUUAGACAGUAAGAGGAGAAGCUUUAAUGAUAAACAUGAAGACGAGAAUAUUAUGAAACGGAGUUUCCACAGACAUCGGAAUUUUUCGGAAGAUUCCGUCUCUUAUAACUCUUCUUCGAAAGAAUGCUCUGAGUCGGACUAUCCUAUCCAACGGAUAUCUGGGAAGAGCCAAGACGCCGAAAUUAAGAAAUGCAUAGAGCAUGAUUUGUUAAAAAAGCAUUCACUAGUUCUAACAGUAGCAGGAAGAUUUAGUGAAUCUGAAACAGAGCUUGAAUGUAUAACUGAUUCCAAGCUUGAGCAAAACAAGGGAAAUCAGCAACGCGACCUUCUGUCUAAAUCCUGUCAUCCUGAUAAUGAGAUAAAAUCAGAGUCUAUUGAACAGGAGGGAACGCUAGCUGUAAGUGAUGCAAAUGAUGAACUGAAAGUCUUGGAAGACGUGAAUCACGAAUGUUAUGCUGAAUAUGAAGCAGAGAAAAAAGUCUGUCAAGACGUAGAAGAUAAACAUGGUCAUCCCAUCGCAGAAUCGUCAAGCAUAACAGAUACUUUUGUAAAUUCCGAAAAGCUGGAGAAUUUUGAAGAGUGGGAAGUACACUGUAGUCAUGAAAAAGAUGCUUCACAUGAAAGAGAAGGAAAUGAAUCGACAUCGGGGCGUGAUUUAAGCUUCAGAUUUGAAAUCACCUCCAUGAAACAUCAGCUCUAUAAUAAAGCUAUAAAUAUAACUACGAAUCAGAAUAAAUGUCUCAAUUGUGUGACCGAGAGUUGUUCCGAUGUUUAUCCACAGUAUUGCUCUGUGGCGUGCCGUCAAAUGUUCAUAAAAGAGAAUGGAGAUCAAUAUUCUUAUAUAGAUUCAGCUAUGUACCAAGAAGAUGAAGAAUGCUGCUCGCGAAGAAAUAGAACGGAUGAAAUAAUGAAACACGUAGUAGAGCUGAAUUGCGAUGAGGAAGAUGCCUAUGACCAGGAAACAGUAUUCGGAGUUCCUUGCAACUAUCAUUUCCUAAACAAACACGUGAAACUGGAAGAUGAAAAACUUUUAAACGAAAAAGCUAGCGCGAAUUCUGUCGAUUCUGAAUCGACUGUUCCGUAUGAUUUGAAAUCAGUUGACAUGGCAUCAUCAGAAUUGCUCCACCAUGGAAUCAGCAGUAAGAAGAAUAUUCAGUCGACUCUGGAAGAAAGCAUGGAGAAGUUGAUCAAAAUUCAUCCGUAUAACUGGAGUGUUGAGGAGACAUGCUCUUGGAUCCUAAGCGUUACCGGUUCCAAAGAACUAGCGGAGACAUUUGAGAAAGAAGUUAUUGACGCUUCAGUGUUGUUUUCUUUAUCUUCAAAGGAGAUGAGAGAGUCUCCAUUCAGAAUGAAGUUCGGAUUUGCUCGAAAAAUCGAAGUCGCAAUUGAAAAAUGUUGUGAUUAUUGGAGAAUUCCUAAUAGAUUGGACAAUUGUGAGGAGACUUUCUUAACGAAAGAUAUAAGCUCAAUAACUGUGGAUGACUUGUAUCGCUUGGUCUUCCAGAGAACUAAAGAUAAAAAACUGGCUUCACGUAUUAAGGAUGAGGAAAUAGAUGGAUUCAUCUUACAAAUCACAUCGUGGGAGGAGUUACGUGCGACAUGUGUUACCGAAGACCUGACAAAGCUCGGUGUCAAAUGGAAAGUUGACAGAGUAGAACAUCUUUUUAAUUCUCUCAAAACUAAAAGUGGGAAAUAA